AGCAAUUUCGCAAGUCGAACAAAUGUUCACGGCCAUCGGCGGUGCGAGCUCGGUGCCGUCGUGUUCCGAUCGGCAGGGGAAUCUGAAUGUUGCUUUUGUGCACCGCACGCCGCAUUCUAUUCGGCAGUUCAACCGACGGGUGAAGACCAAAGGAAUCAUGUUGCAUCCAGUAUUCAUGCUCGGGUAUUUCCUGCAUGCCUUGAAGAGCGAAGACAAAAACGUCGUCUUGAAUUAUCUGAAGCGCGCGGAGCAAGCGGCAAACAGCGGACUUGACGUCGCUCUGGACGUCGAUCACCAACUUGAACCGGCGGACGAGGGCUUCAUUUCGGAAGGCGAGGAAGAACCGACACAGUCGUUUUCGAUAGCCGCGACAGACAUUCUGAAGUUGGAAAACUUGGUGCUUCCUGAGUUUCACCGUGCCGUCCGCGCAUUGGCCAAAGAGGCACUCAAAUUUGUGGUGAAGCAGGAGACGAGUUGUACUACUAGUAGUAGUCGGAAGAAAGUCAAACCUGAUGAGAGCGUUCGUUCAGCAUCAGCAUCGGCGGACAAGCGCAGCGGGGGAAGGGAAGCAAACAGCAGCACUGGUCUAGAUUCUGAUCUUGCAGGAAAAUGUCACAGGCCCCCAGAAAAUUCUCUUUCUGUUUUCGAUGCGAUUCUGAAGCACAUGGACGCUGAGGACGUACAAGGAAGAAAUCCGGCCAGCAAGAUGUACACAUGGAAGAGUAAAGGCGGUUGUUUGCUGCAGGGGAAGAGAACGUCAAGGACUACUAGCGCACCAACUUCAACAUCGUCGUCCGAGCAAGAAUCUCUACGCUCCCGCGUUUUUUUCGCCCUGCACCUUCCCGAGAUAGACAUACCGCAACGGGACGAGCUCGAAGCAGAGUGCGGGCCCGGUACUACGUCACCAAACAUGGGUGUUUGCCGAAAAUGGUUUUGUCGUGGCACAGCUACGACUUCUCAGAGGACGCCGCAUACUAGCGUCGAUAUCGAGCUCGAGCCUGUCUUCGUAUUCGAGGUCGAAAUUUUGAAGAUGAAGAAACAUCCCAGUAAAAACGCAACCUUCAAAGUCGCGCGGCUGCAGCGAAUACGGAUUUUUCCGAACAGAGAAGCCAGUCCUUCUAGGGAGGAUGCAGCAUUGCAAGUCGAUGACAUCACGUUUCCGCGCGACGGCCCAGAGACAGCAUUUCGAUCGGCGCGAGCGGAAGGUGCGGAGGCGACCGCCAAGAACUUAGACACUGAGGCAAAACAUGCACUCGGGGAAACGCAUGACCGGCUGCCCAGCAGUAUGGCAAGUGUGACUUUAAAGAUUCUCGGAGGCACUUCAUUGGAGUGGGACGUGCGGGAUUUUUAGUUUUGGUCACUCACAUAUGAAUAGUGCCGAGCCCAGCUCGACCCCAUCAUCAUAUGAAUAAAACGGGGCUCCUUUCCGUUUCUCUUUCUACAACUACUUUGCUCGACGUUACAUAUAUGGUACUAGAAAUUCAGUAUAUACUUUUUUGCCUGUAUUUCCUUUUGCGUGUCUUGAACUCCCGUCCUCCUGUUGUGGUUGACUGCGACCUUUCCUUUGAAAGAUGGAAUUCUUGACUGUACAAAUCUGCUUUGCUUCGUCUUCGCAUGACGUAUGUUUUACAUCGAAAUAAUUUUUUGUGCCUACACUGGGUAGCUCUAGCUGUAGCAAGCCGACUCCUUGAU
Amoebophrya sp. A120 is the source of this 1692-nucleotide messenger RNA. NCBI's taxonomy places the organism in Eukaryota, Dinophyceae, Syndiniales, Amoebophryaceae. The record is from the annotation of a GenBank genome assembly.